AAUACCCAGUUGGCAGAACAAAUACCACAACCUGACCCGGGCAGCCCCAGAAGGCCAUUUGUUUAUGCGUGGGACCUACCGGUUCAGGCAAGAGUAUGUUGCUGCGUAAGUUGCAGGGACGGCACGUUGUAGACAACACAACAGCAACUGUACCAACGACAGGGACAAACCUAGUGGCUGUCACACUGUUUGACCAGUCACAGAUAACCAUACGAGAGCUGGGUGGUCCCAUGGCACCUAUGUGGUGUCACUACUACCAAGAUAUCACUAAGGUGAUGUUUGUGGUAGAUGCCAGUAAUCUUUGUCAGAUAGCAGCCGCCGGGGUUUUGCUCUACACAAUACUGGCUGAACCUCAGCUGCAGAAAGUUAAGAUUAUGAUGGUCCUGGCGAAAAUGGACGCAUCUUACAGGCAGAUGCGUAAUGAAGCUUUGCUCAUGCUCCAAUACAACAGAUUGAAGCAGGAGGUACCUCAGAAUAUUACUAUUGCUGAGGUGAGUGCAACUACAGGCGAGGGCAUCAGUACUGUCAUCUCCUGGCUUGGCGAGAAACAUUCAUGUAGUUGAAGAAUUUAUGAGCCUAUAGGCCUAUGUAUGUAGGCUACGUGUUACA
Messenger RNA from Macrosteles quadrilineatus (aster leafhopper), 609 nucleotides. Its product is annotated as ADP-ribosylation factor-like protein 16. The transcript is spliced from 5 exons. Lineage: Eukaryota; Metazoa; Arthropoda; Insecta; Hemiptera; Cicadellidae. The record is from RefSeq and is a predicted model, not a curated record. Gene Ontology annotation, molecular function: GTP binding; GTPase activity. The coding region runs from base 96 to 563 and encodes 155 amino acids.